CUCAGUUUUAAAGAUAAAUUGAAAUCACGUCAGUGAACUGGAGGAAAAUGUUCAGAGGUGUGCCCAACAACAGAAAGUACUCAGCCAAUAUAAAAUUUUUAUUGCAGCUUUGUUUUCAUGUUUGACUCCAUGGCCUGUUGUAAAUUAUUAUUACCUCGACCAGUAAGCCGGCAGACUGAAAUCCCCCACAGCCAGUUUUUCAGCCCUGUUUAGAGCUGAAAAAUGAAUACCACUGGAAUGUUAAUCCCUUUAGCCGUAUUUUAUAGGCCACUUGAAAGAAAUUGAGUAUUUUCUGUAAUCUACAUGGUUUCCAUUCAGCCCUGUGAGCACACCAGGCUUUUACUAAUGGUAAAUCAUUUCCAAUGAAUACAAUAAACCUCGCCACGUUAUCCAUUUAUACAUCUCACGUGAGGGUGUGUUGACAUCGGAUGAAAACACUGUACGCUUUUAAUCACUUUAAGAUAAGACAUCUUAAAGUGAGACUGCCUCCUGCUUUCUUGAGACACAGGGUGGAAAAUUACAAGCCCAAAAGAUUUAUUCCACUGAAUUCUCACACCAUCAGUCAGCGCAUGAGUUAAGGCUGGACUGUACUCACAUGGCCUGCAGGAGCUCUCUCUGUCCUUAUUUAACAGUCACUGGAUGAGAGCCUCUGUUUUAUCUCCCAAUUCCUGCUGCUGUGAGACCCUGACCCGCACUCAAGGAUGGUGACUAUUUUUAGAUGACCUGAACCGCACGGACUUUUCAGCUUCUAUCAGGGAAGAGCUAGUGUAAAUAUUUGACAGGAUAUUUCUGCAGCAGCUCCCUCGGUGAAUAUGUGAAGGUUGUCACAUAUCUUUGCCCACUGCGCCAAGAGUUGUUCUACUUUUUUCCAAUAUUUGUUCUUCCUUCUUCUCUGAUAUCUGCGGAAAAUGAAGCGGCUUUCAUUGCUGUUGCUGCAGUCAUUUGUCCAACACUGAUUUGUCACUCAUUUUAAAGACAUUGUUUCAAACCAAACCAAGGAUCUGUUAGAAGCCUCCUUUCAAAUAAUCUGCCAUUGAUACUCUAAUACGGUGUUUGUGUCUUUCCCAGAUUUCACAACCAAAACUUGGCGAGUAUUACUUGGAUGGGAUUUUGGUAGAGUAAACUUUGGGUUAAUGAUUGACGAGUUUAUAGUCAACCUAGUUAAACGCGGAGUGGGAGGAAUAUUUCCCGGCUUCCAUUUGGUCACGUGAACCAAGUAGCCUGCCUCUGGCUACACGGAAGCGACAGCUUUUUUGUAUAUUUAGGUUUUAAUUGACGUUUUAAUUACUAAAGUUGCCCUCAGUCUACUGUAAACUGAAAUAAGUGUGUUGUGGUGUGGGCUUGAGUUGUUCAAAGCGCUGCUUUAUUGAUCUGAGUGCAUUAUGGCUCCCUUUAAAAAGAAAGAGCGGCUGAUAUUGGAAGGAGUAGUUGAUCAUUAACAAGCAGCUCCAAUUUAUUUUGCACUGUGAUGCUGUCGGGCAGCACUUCACUUAGCUCUAGCACACAAUAGUGACUACCUGUAUAAUUAAGAGACUGCUUUAGAAGCACUGAACAUCAGAUCUCAGUCAUCCAGACAGAAUCGUCUCGCCUAAUACGAUCUCGUAGGUCAGGGUCACCCAGGAUCAUCCACAUAUUUGGCGUUCGCCUCAGAGACAACACAUAUGAGCUGCCACCAGGAAUCUUUGCAGCCAUGUCUGUCCACAAACAGACAAGACUGUCCAGUCUGCCUACAGACGGCCAGAUUCCCGGUCCAGACAAACUGUGGCCAUUUGUUCUGUGCUCCCUGUAUGAUCGCCUACUGGAGACAUGGCUCAUGGCUGGAUGCAGUCAGCUGUCCGCUCUGCAGGCAGAAGGUCAGCGUCCUGUGCCACCUGUUUAACGAGAGCCGGUCAGACCAGCAGUCAAAGGAGGUUCUUGGAGAAAUCACGGACUACAACAAACGUUAUUCUGGAGCCCCACGAAGGGUAACAGACUACCUCUGCGACGCGCCUCUCCUUCUGCAGUUGCUGGCUCGUGGCCUGGGCACCAUGGGAGGACUCGUGUGGCUGUUUCUUUUCAGGGUGGUUCUGUGCUGUUUGGGGACAGUGGUGUCCAUCUCCUCCCCUCCCCUGGACUCUGUGUCAUCAUCUGGUUCCCUGGAAACAGACCCCUCCUUGUGCGGACUGCUGGGCGUCCUGGACGACCUGGUGGUGGUCAUCCUUCUCCUCAUCUGCGUGAUCAACAUCAACCAGCACAUGGCGCCAGAGAGAGGACAGUCUGAAAAUGCUACGUCCUCACAGAGAGUCAUAGGGGAAUCACUGUAAAUAGAUGCCGCUGGAGUGUCAGAACAAGCUGCUUGACAUGGACCUUUAGUGGAUUCCUUCCUCCUGGCUGUUGCAAGCUGGAUUAGUGGACGUAAGAAUAUUGACAAGCAUGCGGCAUGCAAUGGUCAAGAUGAAGAAGAAUGUGGAGUCAGGCUCCGGGCCUGUUUGUCAAGUGUUUACAGAGCCACGAGUGAUAUCUCUAACACAAAGUUAUGCAGUGUGCUGGUUCAGCUGUCAUUACAAAUCCUUAAGUGUUUGACUGGGGCCUUUUUAAUCCACGUUAAUGAGGCAAAGUCUCCAGCGUUCAAUCAUUUGAAAGUCAUGCUUUCAGGGAAAUUUCAGUAAAUUAUAAUCAUAUAUGUUUAAAGUUUGGACACACCUGCUCAUUCUAUUCAAUGAGAAAAUGCAUUCAAACGUUUGACUGGUAGUGUAUAUGUAUAGUUUUCAUCUCAUCCCCCAGUAACCGAUCAUACUGGCAAUAAUGUUGCUACUUUGUCUCAGCAAGCUAAACAAAAGCUGUCAGUAUUGUAAUAUUGACAACCCUGUAAAUACUUGAUAUUGUAUGAAUAGUUUUUAUGGUUGAAAUAAAGAAUAUUUAUUGUUUUAAAAGGC
Molecule: messenger RNA, 2915 nt
Organism: Mugil cephalus (flathead mullet)
Lineage: Eukaryota; Metazoa; Chordata; Actinopteri; Mugiliformes; Mugilidae
Product: RING-HC_RNF170 domain-containing protein
Exons: 6
Coding region: 1662-2303 (213 amino acids)
Molecular function (GO): ubiquitin protein ligase activity
Source: RefSeq, a predicted model, not a curated record